This is a messenger RNA of Fraxinus pennsylvanica, 411 nucleotides long. The record is from the annotation of a GenBank genome assembly. Lineage: Eukaryota; Viridiplantae; Streptophyta; Magnoliopsida; Lamiales; Oleaceae.
AUGGGUUUACUUGACCAGCUCUGGGACGACACCGUUGCCGGCCCCAGGCCGGACAGCGGCCUAGGGAAACUCAGAAAACACGCCACCUUUAGCUUCCGGCCUAACUCCGGCAAGGAUUUGGAAGCUGCGAAUCCAAGAUCUUUUGGAAAUGAAGCGGGUGAGGAUGCAGUGAGGGUUACAAGAAGCAUUAUGAUAGUUAAGCCUCAAGGUGUUCAGAAAGACUCGCCGCCGGUUUCGCCGGCAGGCUCCACACCUCCGAUUUCACCGGCUGGCUCUACACCUCCGGUAUCUCCUUUCGCCGGUUCAGGCGAGAGAGAGGCAUUUCGGUUUCGUAGGAGGUCUGCAUCCUUCGCUUACGAGAAGGCGGGUGCAGUUGGACCCAGGAGCCCACGUCCUCCUUACGACGUGUGA